GCGGCACUUUACCUGGAACAGCACUUUGAGUCGGUAGUGCUCACCGAGGCCAUCAAGUCGCAGGUAAAGGAGAUCGUAACCAAUCCCCUGUCGUAUCGACGUAUUGCCGUUGCCCGGUGGGCUGCAUCAAAUCUCUUUGAACGACCUGACCGAUGCCACGCCUCUAUGUUGCCGCUCAUGGUAGGCAUGCGACAGCAUACAUGGGUAUUGGAGAAUCCAAGCGCAUUUGCGAGGGACCACACCCACGAUAUGAGCACAUUAGUUUCGGCAGCAUGGGAAGCUGCGCGAUACAGACAAAGCGAUCUGCUGAAGGAGCUACUCGACCAUUGUACCUUAAAUAGUGCGCAGAUGCAUGACAUUCUUUGGGCAGCUAACUGGUCCGCUGAUGAAGAGGUCAUCGAUUUGGUGGUCUCGUGUAUCAUUCGGUCGACUAGGUCUGAGUCGCCGUUCGAAUGGCCUGACUUUAUCCUCAUUCGGGCUGCCACUCUGAACUCGACUUCCCUUCUAGCCAAACUUCUCGAUGCAGGCGCUUCAGUCCACGGCAAAUACGACUAUGAGGGGGAUAUCUACCUGCACUCCGCAGUUUUCUGGUCCGCCGCGGCGGGGCAUCUGGACAGUCUGAAAUUCUUUCUUGGCAGGGCGGCCAUCGCAGACCGUCUCUAUUCCAGAAGACGUCAGCUGCUGCAUAUUACCUCCGCGCAUGGACAUGUUGGAGCCGUAAGACUUUUGCUGGCUGCGGGGGCAGAUAUUAAUGCUCUCGGUGGCGAUGACGGGCAGUCGGUCUUAUGUCGGGCCUGCCAAUGGGGAUAUUACAGCGUUGUGCAGGAGCUAGUCAAACAUCCCGAGUUGGAAUUGGACAAACACGGCGAUGUCCGCUGGACGCCUCUAGCAGCUGCCGUAGACCAAGGCUAUGUCCACAGCGUUCGAUUACUUCUUGAGCGCGGUGCGGACCCCAAUGUCCUCGGGUCGGUCAAUUGGAGCCCCUUGCAGUUCGCCAUCUACAAAGGUCACGACCACAUUACUAAGCUCCUACUCGAGCACGGGGCCAAUCCGCAUGUGACAAAGAAUGAAAUUGUUCCUUUGCCCGAGGCAGCAGGGGCUGGGAAAUUGGAGCUUGUUAAGCUGCUUGUUGAGGCUGGCCACCCUGUGGAUGCGCCGGGGACAUAUAAUCGGACAGCGUUGCUGAGGGCGGCCUAUUCAGGGCAUAGAGAAGUAGCAGAGUACCUCAUCAGCAAAGGCGCGCAGGCCACCCUUUCAGAUCAGGGUAAUAGCAAUGGCCUUCACCUGGCGGCUGAAAAGGGACACGCGGGGAUUAUCCGGUUACUGAGCGACCACGGGACGAGUCUCAAUCAAGUUUCUGAAGCGGGCUGGACACCUCUACACAUCGCCUACUCGCAGCCGCAAGCGACUCGGGCCUUGCUAGAAAAAGGGGCCAAUCCCAACAUCGUGGCUUGGAACUGGACACCGUUGGCACUGAGUGCUACCUACAAUCAGACGGAGAAUGUGAGGACGCUGCUGGAGUUUGGUCCCGACCUCGAAGUGCAGUACGGAGAUGACCCCUACAAUGGAUACACGGCGUUGGGGUGCGCCGUGAAGAAAGAGCGACUCGACUCGGUACGUCUGCUCCUGGAAGCCGGUGCCAAUGUCGAUCAUCAAGGCUCCAAGGGGCAGACCCCGUUGCAUGAUGCGGUACGACUCGACAAUCCUGCCCUCAUCCAGCUCUUGCUGGAGUUCCGCCCGGAUGUGAAUCACGCCCAGCAGGAAGGGUUCACGCCUCUUAUGUAUAUGUCACCAUCUACGCGUAUGGAAACUCUCCGUCCGCUGAUCAACGCCGGGGCAGACCUCGAGGCUCGCAAUCGUAAGGGCCUGUCAGUGCUGAUGUGCGCGGUCGGUCAUGAAAACGCCGCAAUGGUCAAGUAUCUGCUCGCCCGCGGGGCGGAACUCAACACCGUGGGUUCCAUCCGCGGUGGCCCGCUGCACUAUGCCUGCUGGGACUCAUCCCUAGACAUGGUGAAGCUUUUGGUCGCUGCCGGUGCGGAUAUCAACCUCGUUGAUCCGCAGAAUGGGUCGCCUCUGCACCAAGCAGCUUACCGCGGCCCCUUCGGGGAGUGGGAGCACCAGAGCAAAAUUUGCAAAUAUUUACUGAGCCUCGAGGAGCUGGAUGUCAACAGCACAGGAAGCAUGCGGGGCUCUCUGCUGAGCUGGAUCUGUGUGACAGCGCCGUUGGAAAUCGUGACCGCCCUGCUCGAUAAAGGCGCCCGCGUCGACCAGCCGGAUAUCCAGGGCCGCACUGCGAUCCAUCUGGCGGCCGCCAACUCCGUCAGCCAUCUGGACCUCAUCUUCGAGCAAGGUGGCGACAUUGAGGCGCGAGACCAUGUGGGCCGCACGGUCCUGCAUUUUGCAAUACUCAGCGGAUCGGCCGCUCUAGUCGAAAGAGUUCUCAGCCUCUCGUGCGAGUUGCUGGAUGCCCCCGACGACGACGGCUGGACCCCGUUGCUCUGGGCCGCGCGAGGCUGGACCCGCCUCAGCCGGACCACCACCGCGAGUGUGCAGGAGGAGAUCAUCUCCAUGCUGCUCAACCGCGGUGCCAACCCCUGUACGCAGUGGGUUGGGCUCGGACGGACGUGGUCAGCGGCCAAGAUCGCUCGGUACCACGGCCACUCCGGCAACGUGGUAAGACUGCUCGAGGACGCGUAUCAGACCGCGCAUCCUCAGGCCGACGCGCUUGAGAUUGUUGGUAUUCAUUUCAGUCGUGUGGCUGCUUCGUUUAGAGGUACAUGCGAUGGCUGCUUCAUGGGCCUCUACGGGUAUCGCUACAAGUGCCAAGUCUGUUUCGACUUUGACCUCUGCUACAAAUGCUUUCUCACAAGGCACAAGACGCACGAUGGGCAUGACUUCUCGUCGACGGAGGCGGAGGAGAAGUAUGUGGAGGAACCCGAGGAGGAGGGCGGAGGGGGUGGAGAUGCGAACUCUACGACCCAUGGUAGUUCGUCAGAUGUACAGGAGAGUGAGGAUAGUGAUUCAGACAAGGACUCGGAUGUGGAUUCGAGUAGUAGUGAUUAGGCCAAGGUGCAUAGACUUUCUCGUGUAGGGCAACAGACAAUACAGAUCGCCAGCUGUUUCAGAACUCUAUCGGGCUCAGCGC
This is a messenger RNA of Aspergillus aculeatus ATCC 16872, 3145 nucleotides long. RefSeq lists its product as uncharacterized. The record is from RefSeq and is a predicted model, not a curated record. Gene Ontology annotation, biological process: protein localization to ciliary inversin compartment. The coding region runs from base 250 to 3063 and encodes 937 amino acids. Gene Ontology annotation, cellular component: ciliary inversin compartment. Gene Ontology annotation, molecular function: zinc ion binding; protein binding. The transcript has 2 exons. Lineage: Eukaryota; Fungi; Ascomycota; Eurotiomycetes; Eurotiales; Aspergillaceae.